Molecule: messenger RNA, 1854 nt
Organism: Cotesia congregata
Lineage: Eukaryota; Metazoa; Arthropoda; Insecta; Hymenoptera; Braconidae
Source: the annotation of a GenBank genome assembly
AUGGAAGAUCACUUGGUUCAAAAAAUUUUAUCAAUGAUGAAUAAUAAACCGAAAGAAGAGACUAACUGGGAGAAGUUAUUUGAAGAAAAUCUUCAGCAAAUGAUUAAUAACGGGGGGAUUCCUAUAAAAAAUGAAUCAAAAGAUGAAGAAAUUGCAACCAAGAAAAUAAAUGUUGGAAAUAAAAUGAUCUCGAUUGCACCACUGAAUGAAGUGAUCAAAAUUUACAAUGAAGCAGUAGCUUAUGCACUACCUGGCUCAGAAGUAUUAGCUCGUGCAUUUGCUAAUAGAUCAGCAGUUUUAACAAACGGUGCAAUGUAUGAAGAUUCGUUGAAAGAUAUUGAGAGAACGUUAAAAAUUGGAUAUCCAGAUAAUUUGAAGGCUAAGUUAUAUGCACGGAAAGCCAAAAAUUUAUUGGCUUUAAACCAAAAAAUGUGUCCUGAAGUUGAAGAAGCGAUAGCUCAAGCUAACAUGUGGAUUGAAAAAAUGGAUGAUAGCAAUAAAAAAAAAGUUUUAAGCAGUCUAGAUCAACUACAGACACAAUCGCUCAAGAAACCGGUAAAAAAAUGGGAUGACAGCUUAUUCAUGCCUAAAAUUACUAGUGAAAAUCCAAAAAUUUUAAGAGCGUCCCACGCUAUCGACAUACAGCAGUCUGAAAAAUUUGGCCGUCAAAUUGUGGCCACGAAAGAUAUUAAAGCAGGAGAAGCUGUUGUGAUACACAAAGCUUAUUCAACAACACUAUUGACAGAAUAUUGGCAUACCUUUUGCUGGAACUGCGUUAAGUUUACCUUUAGUUGUGUUCCAUGCAACCAAUGCACAAACUUCGUCUACUGCGAUGAAAACUGUCGCGACGAGGCUUGGGAAGACCACCAUGAGAUCGAAUGCCAAGUUAUAAAUAGUCUUGUGGCUUAUAAUAAAAAAAACAUAGAAGUUAAUCUUGUAAGUCUGCGACUAUUGAUAAGAGCUCUUAAAGAGUAUGGAAAUGUAGAAACUUUGUACAAAAAAGUCCAAGAUCUUGAACAGAUAGAAGACACAAUUGAUAAAAGCCUAACUGGAGGAAUAUUUGAUGAUAGCAAGUAUGCUAGUAUAUACGCAUUGUUACGAAAAGAUAUAAACUUAAUAGAAUCAGAACUUUUUACCAGAAAAUCUAUUGAAACACUCUAUAUGUUAGCGGCGACAACGGAAAUAUUUGGUAAAAAAAUUAAUAAGAUGAGCGAGUUAAAAAACAUGAAAUAUGCUAUUUUUAUUGCCAAAUUACUUAUUCAUCAUAUAGCAAUCGCUCGCACUAAUUCUAUGAUGAUGAUGCCAAAUGACGACAAAGGUAAUAUGAUAAGAUCCUGCGGAGUUUUAUUGUCACUUUUAAGUUUGUUCAAUCAUAGUUGUGAUUGCAAUGCUUAUCAAUAUGCUUCUGGAAAUAUCAGUGCUGUUGUUACUCUUCAACCAAUAAAAAAGGGGGAGCAAAUAUGCAUUAGUUAUGGGAUGUAUUACCGUGACGCGCCAACUCAAGUUAGGCGACAAUCCCUGAAGUUAAAACAUCACUUCUGGUGUAAAUGCAUGCCUUGUAAUAAAAAUUGGAAUCCGAAUUAUAAGCAGCCGUCUUGUAUAAUGCAAAAUGGAGCCCGUAAAAAUGUGCAUAAACUAGUUUCGAUGAUACAGAAGUAUGACAAGUUUCCACCGAUCGUAAAAUCUUAUCAAAUAUCUACCAGGGACAAAUCUCCAACUGAUAUUUUGAGAACAAUUACUGAAAUUACAGAUUUACUCAAUAGUUACGGUAAAUACUUCAAUUAUCCAUGUGCUGAAAUCGAACAGGCAAAGAAUUUAUUGCUGAAUAUUUUGCAUUGGGUCGGUGGGUAUUAA